ACAUUACUGAAAACAACCACCCAAUUGCUGUUUCAAAACAUCCAGUGAAGGAGAGUCCACUUCCAUUUGACAGAGUGAAUCCCCCUGUUGAACUAACCAGACCUUGGUCUAAUCCAGUACACCAAUCCUGGUCUUCUUAUCCACCUAGAUCCACCCAAGGACCCCACCAUGAGUGCCUACCUGGACAACCAAAAUGGAAGAGUGGGCAUCAUUUCCUGCCAGGUUGAUAGCCACCCACGCUCCAGGAUGGCGUUAUACAAAGGAGGGCAGCUGGUGGCUAGCACCAACAGCUCCAGAUUGACCACUGGUCGGCGCUUCAUCGUCUUUUCAUCCUACAACAGCCUGAGAGUGGAGAUUCAGGACAUCAAAGCAGGGGAUUCGGGGCAUUACGUGUGCCAGGUUGGCAACCAACUUGGUGAUGCAGCCAGUGUUAUUGACUUCAGGGCAGAGAGACUUUCUAACCUCCGUUUGUUCAAGAUCCUAGCUGGAAUCUUCAUUGCCUUGGUUGCUGUGGCUGUUCUUUCUGGCUUGGUGUUUGGGAUGAAAAAGUACUAUCCCCGGAUAAGCGAAGGCUUCCAAAGAUGCAAAGAGUGGAAACGCAAGAACAACGGAUCAGAGGAGAUGGAAACGAGAGAGGAGACAGUCCAGCUGAAUGAACAAAACCCAGAAACUCCUCCAUCCUUGGGGCGAUUCUGCCUUUCCUAUAGACGUCUGGAAGCAAAGAUGGAAACUGCCCCCAGAGAAGGACCACCUGGACAGAGCCGUACAAGUGCCUUGUGAAGGACGGGCGGAAGCUUCCAGUAGGGCCAGAACUGCUAGAGGACUUUGUCAGUCAUGGAGGGCACCGACGUUCAACUAAAUGGUGUCUCCCUGGAUAGGACAAUAAUUCUGAAUGGGCCCCUGAACCCUGGAAGAAGGCGACUUGAUCCAUCCUAAGACUAGGCUCAGCCCUCCACCACAAAAUGAUCUGGCAAAAUUGGACCACCAAGACUCUGGUGUAGUUGAGGGAACUUACAAAUGCAAAAGAACUAGCCGUGGUUCUGUUGUUUUAACUUCCUGCAUCUAAGUACAGUUAAUUCCAGCUGCACCGGGGAUGCCAUUACUAAGUCCACAAAUGCAAACUGUAUCAACAUAUUCAUCACUAAUAAAGAACACAAUCAUCAAAGAAUAGGGGCUUCACCAACACUUUGAUCUCUAGUACUAUCUUCAUCCCGUCAACCUCAUCACAACCUCCACCGCACGCUUUCUCCAUCACUGAGCUUGCAAAGAGCAUGCUGCAAAUAAUGUGACCUUUUACAAAUCACUUUUGUGGCGAUGGGCCAACAACCUUUUACAAAUAAAGUCACAACCUGUA
This is a messenger RNA of Sceloporus undulatus (fence lizard), 1354 nucleotides long. Its product is annotated as sialoadhesin-like. NCBI's taxonomy places the organism in Eukaryota, Metazoa, Chordata, Lepidosauria, Squamata, Phrynosomatidae. Bases 169 to 780 code for a protein of 203 amino acids. The transcript has 4 exons. The record is from RefSeq and is a predicted model, not a curated record.